Suncus etruscus (white-toothed pygmy shrew) is the source of this 1939-nucleotide messenger RNA. It is a transcript of the gene IL13RA1, whose product is annotated as interleukin 13 receptor subunit alpha 1. Gene Ontology annotation, biological process: cytokine-mediated signaling pathway. Gene Ontology annotation, cellular component: external side of plasma membrane. The record is from RefSeq and is a predicted model, not a curated record. NCBI's taxonomy places the organism in Eukaryota, Metazoa, Chordata, Mammalia, Eulipotyphla, Soricidae. Bases 101 to 1369 code for a protein of 422 amino acids. Gene Ontology annotation, molecular function: cytokine receptor activity; protein binding. The transcript has 11 exons.
CCAGCUCCAGGGCGGUGGAGCCGGGAAGUGGGGCCCAAGUUGGAGGAGGCGGAGACUGGCGGAGUUUCCAGCCCGGCGAGGCUCCGAGGCGAGGGGCUGCAUGGAGCGGCCGGUGCAACUUUUCGGGCUGUGGGCGCUGCUCCACUGCUUGGGUGGCGACGCCGAGCACCCCAAAAGUCAUCCCCCUGUGACAAAUUUGAGAGUUUCUGUGGAACAUCUUUGCACAGUCACAUGGAAGUGGAAUCCUCCGGAGGGAGUCAGCCCAAACUGUAGUCUGCAAUAUAUUAGUCACGUAAACAACAAAGAUAAGAUAAUUACUUCAGAAACUAGUCGUUCAGAGGAAGUACCACUGAAUGAGAAGAUAUGUCUGCAGGUGGGGUCCCAGUGCGACACCAAUGAAAGUGAAAAUGCUAGCAUUUUAGAAGAAAAGUGUAUAUUGCCCCCUAAAGGUGAUCCUGAGUCAUCCGUGACUAACAUGCAGUGCAUUUGGCAUAAUCUGAACUACGUGAAGUGUACUUGGCUGCCAGGAAGGAACACAAGCCCGGACACUAACUAUACUUUCUACUAUUGGUACAGCAGCCUGGAAGAAAUACUUCAGUGUAAAAAUCUUUUUAGAGAAGAUAACUACAUUGGCUGCUCCUUUAAUCUGACGAAGCAGAAAGAUGACAAUAUUUAUAAAUACAAUGUCCAAAUAAUGGUCAAUGAUUCUGAGGAAAAAAGUCUACCCUUCUUUCAUAUUGUGCAUUUAGCAUCUCAUGUGAAACCCGAUCCUCCACGUAUUAAAAAGCUUUCUUUCAACAAUAGUACCUUGGAUGUUCAAUGGGAGACUCCACCAAAAUUUGUAAAGAAAUGCUUAGAGUAUGAAGUAGAAGUCAGCAACAGCCACACCAAGGAAACCCAGCGUUUCCCGGUUAAGGAUGCCAAAUGUCAGAAUUCAGAAUUUGAGGAAGAAAACUUGGAGGAUAUAAAUUGUCUUAACGUCCCCGCUGUUCUUCCUGAGUCUUUGAACACCGUGAGAAUAAGAGCUAAAGCAAAUACAUAUUGCUAUGGAGAUGACAAAAUCUGGAGUAAUUGGAGUCAAGCCAUGAGUAUAGGCAAGAAGGCCAAGACCUCUCUGUACAUAAUCAUGUUACUCAUCAUUCCCGUCAUCGUUGCAGCUGCAAUCAUAGUCCUUCUGCUUUACCUAAAAAGGCUCAAGAUUAUUAUAUUCCCUCCAAUUCCUGACCCUGGGAAGAUUUUUAAAGAAAUGUUUGGAGACCAGAAUGAUGAUACCUUGCACUGGAAGAAAUAUGACAUCUAUGAGAAACAGAUGAAAGAAGAAACUGAUGAAGUAGUGCUGAUAGAAAACCUGAAGAGAGCUUCUCAGUGAUGGGCCUAAUUUAUUUGAACCUUCAAAUGUGACCUUGUGAAGAUUUAUCCCAUUCUUCAUCUGUUAUUUGGGAACUUGGAAAUGGAAACUACUGGACCUUUUAAAAACAGGCAGCUCUUUAGAGUCAGGUCUUUAUGUUGAGUGGGCAAAAGGAAAUAUAAUGGGCUUUUUGGAAGAGAGGACGAAGCCAUUCUUGCUGAAUUAGAAAAGCAGGCAUUCUUUGUAAUAGCAUAUAACUAGGGAGUACAGCAAAAAGUGAGGUUGCAGUAAAAUUAAUCUCAUCAAGAAUUGUGACAACAUCCUGAGGGCUUUGUGCUUGUUUUGUAGUCUUUGUGUCAAACAAUACUAACAAAAAAUGUAUUUGUGGAGGAACUCAUUUUGAGUGCAAAGGUUAAUGCCAGACUUGAAUUCCAGAAAAUUUCUAACCAACAAAAGAGGGACUAACUAAAUGAUCUGUUGUGUGUCAUCCUGUUGAGUAUUUUAGGCUAUUAGACAAAACUGAAUAGUUCGGAAUCAUCAUGUCCAUCAGCAGCAAUUUUACUGCUUUGAAAGGCUUUAGUACUGGCCCCC